This is a messenger RNA of Clavispora lusitaniae ATCC 42720, 1968 nucleotides long. It is a transcript of the gene MSS4, whose product is annotated as 1-phosphatidylinositol-4-phosphate 5-kinase. NCBI's taxonomy places the organism in Eukaryota, Fungi, Ascomycota, Pichiomycetes, Serinales, Metschnikowiaceae. Gene Ontology annotation, cellular component: plasma membrane. Gene Ontology annotation, molecular function: 1-phosphatidylinositol-4-phosphate 5-kinase activity. The record is from RefSeq and is a predicted model, not a curated record. Gene Ontology annotation, biological process: phosphatidylinositol phosphate biosynthetic process.
AUGCUUCAGCUCAACCCUCACGCAUCUGACGGGCAAGUAGUGGUUCCGACUCCCAAACCGCACGUCUCCACUUCCCUCGAAAGCCCGUUGACGCCAACUUCUCGGUCACUCAAAGAAGCAAUUCUGGACGGGUCCGAAAUCGCCAGCAGCGUGACCGUGCCGAGCUCCAUCGGCGACGUCUCGUCCAACGACCAUUCAGGAAACACACAAAAGCCAAAGGAGACCGAGCUGGACAAAGAGACCAUGAAACCAGAAACAGAAGCGCAACCAACUUCGGACGGCGAGCUGACUCCGCAAGUGCAGCCCGAGCAACAUCAAGUGCUGCUGCCUUCUCCACGGAAUGCGGCUGCUGCUGCCGUAGCGGCCCACGACUCGCCUGUUGAGAACGACUUCUUUUCCAACAAAGGCUUAUCUGCCGACAAACCUUGGCACGAGUCAUCUGGGCACGGCGACAAGGACGUAUCCAUGCCGAUUCGCGCCGUGUCUUCUCUUGAAGGGCUCAGAAGGCACACGUCGCCCAACCCGAUCACAAUGGGCAGAAAGUCUGCCGAUUUGACCUAUCGUAAGAAAUCCAUCGAUACAGGCGAUCAUCCUCUUGCUCAUUCUCGCUCACACAGAUCGAGGAGCCACGAUCGAGCACUUUCCAGCAUCGAGCUUCACAAUCUACGCCAGCACUCUCACAGCUCGGCCAGUGCAGAAAUCAAUCGCAUGCGUAACUCUAUCUUAGUGAAGAGAAACAUCCAAAAAAGACGCCGAGACUACAUGAAGGAGGACCAAGUUUAUGUGGGCAACAAAAUCACCGAGGGCCACCAGAACUUUGUCAUGGCAUAUAACAUGUUGACUGGCAUCAGGGUGGCUGUAUCCAGAUGUUCUGGUGUCAUGAAAAAAUUGAACGACAGCGACUUUAGCGCUACAAAAAAACUCACAUUCAGCAUGGAUGGCAGCGAAUUAACUCCAUCAUCCAAAUACGACUUCAAGUUCAAAGAUUACUCGCCUGAAGUGUUUAGAGAGUUACGGUCUUUGUUUGGCAUUGAUCCCGCAGACUACUUGAUUUCAAUCACAGGGAAAUACAUUCUCUCCGAACUAGGAUCUCCUGGAAAAAGUGGAUCUUUUUUCUAUUACUCGAGAGAUUUCAGAUUCAUCAUCAAAACUAUUCAUCACUCAGAACAUAAGCAGUUGAGAAGAAUGUUGAAAGACUACUAUCAGCAUGUGAAAGAUAACCCAAACACAUUGAUCAGCCAGUUUUACGGCUUGCAUAGGUUGAAAGUUCAUGGAGGCAUGAAGAAAGUGCAUUUUAUUGUCAUGAAUAAUUUAUUUCCUCCGCAUAGAGAUAUCCACCUCAAGUACGACUUGAAAGGAUCUACCUGGGGAAGAUCUACAACCAUUCCCAAAGGAACAACCGAUUUCUCUCAAAUGACACUCAAGGAUUUGAAUUGGCUUGACAGACACGAUACUAUCAAGUUCGGUCCUGAGAAACGGAAAAUGUUCUUGGAACAGCUUGAGGCAGACGUGGGUCUCUUGAAAAAAACCAACGUCAUGGAUUAUUCUUUAUUGCUCGGGAUUCAUGAUGUGAAAAAGGGGAAUACUGAGACGAAACAAAAGUUGUCUGUAUUCGAUCCCAAAUCCAAUAUGAAGGCCGAGGUGAUCAAAACAAACCCGAGACAUAUCGAUCGGGGAGUAGAUCUCCCCACUGAUGUGUUCCCCGGCCGCUCGAAAUAUAUAUUUUAUGGUCAUAACGGAGGCAUUCGGGCUACGAACGAAAAUAACGAUCCUUUGCCGGAAAUCUACUAUUUGGGCAUCAUUGAUUGCUUGACAAAUUAUUCGACAAAGAAGCGGCUCGAGACCUUCUGGAGGUCGUUGAGCCAUCCUCGCAGCACCAUCUCAGCUGUGCCAGCGCGAGAAUACGGUGAUCGGUUUAUUCAGUUCAUGAAGAAUGGCAUAUCCAUCGAAAAGGCCAAAACAGCUUAG